This is a messenger RNA of Habropoda laboriosa, 2436 nucleotides long. RefSeq names its product atrial natriuretic peptide-converting enzyme. The transcript has 12 exons. Bases 106 to 2436 code for a protein of 776 amino acids. Lineage: Eukaryota; Metazoa; Arthropoda; Insecta; Hymenoptera; Apidae. Gene Ontology annotation, molecular function: protein binding; serine-type endopeptidase activity. Gene Ontology annotation, biological process: proteolysis. The record is from RefSeq and is a predicted model, not a curated record.
AGGAAGCGAAAAUCAGUUUCACGAUGGUGUUGGUGCGCGUUCACGCGGUGGACGUCCCGAAGAAACGUUGAUGGAGCAGAAAGAAAUCGUUUGAACGGCUGGAAGAUGACGGUCGCGAUGGAGCACAAGCGGAAGAGUUCGUGGGAUUCGAAGAUCUCGGUAAGCACGGUGAGCACCAGAAGAUUCAGCCGUGCCGGAACUCCGAGCUCGAUUCUGUCAUCGGACAGCGAUAUUCGAUUCACGAGGAAACUGGGGGGACAGUAUCGUUGCGGAUGCUGCGUGUUGGCCGCGUUUUUGCUCUUUCUCCUCUUUUCUGGGGUCUCCAUAUAUCUUGGCUACACGUUCCUAACAUCGGACCCCCCAGGUGAUCAAAUCUUCUUGGCGACAUUCCGAGUGAUCGGGGGAGACUCGUACGCCUCGGAUCUCGCGGACCCCUCUACCGAGGCUUUUCGAAUGCGAUCUCGAAAGUAUCGCGACCGACUUAAUUUAAUCUUCCGACGCAGCUGGCUGAAAGUCUCUUUCCUCGCGGUGGAGAUAUUGGCGUUGGACGGAUCCGAAGGUGAAGACUUGGUGGUGCAUUUCGACAUCAGAUUCGAUCCACGAUAUCAAACGAUCGCCACUCCCGAUAUCGUCGAGAUUCUUACCAGGGAGAUCAGUCGAGAAACCUCGAAAUAUUUAACCAAUCUGACGAUCGACCCUCCAAGUCUCGAAGUCCAAGAGAGCCUGACGGCUCUGAACGCUCAGGUGAGUCAGCAAACGACCGUUUCGACGCCACCGCCGACAACCACACCACCUCCACCGAGAAGAUGCGCCAACUUGGAUUUAUCCUACUGCAAACAUCUCCCGUACAACGUGACGUCCUAUCCAAAUAUAUUGGGACACCGUUCGUUGGCCGACGUGGAAGAGGACGUGAUCGCUUUCAGGGAGCUGGUCGAUGCGGAAUGUUACCGAUUGGCGUACGACUUCGUCUGCCAAGUUUUGCAACCGGCGUGCAUAUCGAAUCAGCCGGAAGACCUGCUGCAGUUGCCGUGCCGAAGCUUCUGCAGAGAAUUCUGGAACGGAUGUGGCAGUCGACUUCCGGACCGAAUUAAACGACUGUUGGACUGCUCCAACUUCCCCGAGUACACGGACCAAGGUGGCUGCAGAGCAAAGCCAGGAUGCGUGCAAGCCCUCCAGGCGAAGGCAUUGUCGCCGAGAAUUUGCGACGGCGUGAUCGACUGCCCUGACCUUUCGGACGAGAAAAAUUGCGCUUAUUGUCGCGACGGGUACAUGCACUGCGGUGUAGGCAGGACUUGCAUUCCGCGCGGAAACCGAUGCGAUGGAAAGGUGGACUGUACGAACGGCAGCGACGAGAAGGAUUGUCUGUCCCUCGCGCCGAGCAUUCGAUCCGUGAAAUCUCAACCCUCGGACACCCCAUACGCCGCAAAGUACAACAGCGAGGGGUUCGUGGUGUUCAACGAGAAGGGUACUAUCGGGAAACUUUGCACCGCGAAUCUGAACGCGACGCUGCCAGGAACGGAAAUGGAGACUGUUCUUCAGACUGCCGCCAGCUCUUUGUGCAAUCUCCUCACAUACACAGGAGUGAAAUCUGUCGAGGUACGAAUCGACGACGAAGAAGAUGUUCAGUACGUGCACAUGCAGGAUCCGUCAGCCAGCGAGAUCACGUUCGUCAGGGCGCCCUGUCCGAGCAAGGAAGUGAUGUACGUCGAAUGCUCCGAACUCGAAUGUGGAGUGCAGCCUUUACGAGGGAAAAGUGGCAGCCGAGGUUUGAAUAAAAUGGCCGAGCCAGCCGAUUGGCCCUGGCACGUUGCUCUUUUCAAAGAAGAGGUGCACGUAUGCGACGCAACGCUCGUUGCGGAAAAUUGGUUGAUCACAACGGCCACUUGCUUUCAGGGUCAACCAAAGGCGGAAUGGUCCGCGAGAAUGGGCACUGUACGACUCUCGAGUACGUCGCCGUGGCAACAGGAACGUAGAAUCGUCGGCAUGAUCAAGUCACCCGUCGAGGGAAGCACGACAGUUUUGUUGAAGCUGGAUCGCCCUUUGAGCACGUUUUCGGAUUUCGUGCGACCCGUUUGUCUGCCCUCGAGCCAAGAUCCACCCGUGAACGCGACUCACUGCAACACCCUCGGCUGGGCCAGAAAUCGAGACUUGCUACAGAGGGUACAGCUUAGGCACAGUGCGAUGGAAAGAUGCGAGAACAUUAGUAUCGUUUCGGUGAAUAGCGUUUGCACGGAGCCAGCUUAUUCUACCGACGACUGUAACGAAGAAGAGGUUGCCGGUAGUCCGAUGUUGUGUCUUCAAUCGGACGAUCGUAGAUGGGCGCUGACUGGUGUCGGUAGCUGGCGUAUAGCCUGUUCGAAAGCCGCUUUCGAACGGCCCCGAUUGUACGAUAAAAUGUCCUCGAAUAUCGCUUGGAUCAAAUCUACCAUCGAAUAA